Molecule: messenger RNA, 2291 nt
Organism: Panicum virgatum (switchgrass)
Lineage: Eukaryota; Viridiplantae; Streptophyta; Magnoliopsida; Poales; Poaceae
Product: protein indeterminate-domain 5, chloroplastic-like
Exons: 4
Coding region: 366-1913 (515 amino acids)
Cellular component (GO): nucleus
Molecular function (GO): DNA-binding transcription factor activity
Source: RefSeq, a predicted model, not a curated record
UCCGCUCCACUCCACCACGGUGCAGAGCAGCAUAUAUUGGCGAGAGAGAGGCAGGGCAGGCAGCGCUCCCAACCACUCCCACCACUGUUCCUCCCCUCUCUCGAGCUGGGAGACGAUAUCCUAAACUCCAAAGCAGCAGCGGAGGGGAAAGCAACAAGCCAAGCGAUCGAUCAUCCGGAAGACGCCGGGAGCGAGAGGCACAAAGAUACACGGCGCCUGCCAUGUCGCCUCUCCGUGACCUGGACUGGUCGGUCAUCACCUGAGAGAGAGUAGAGUCCGACCGACGAGGGGAAGGUAGCUGCCAGUUUGGGCAAGAGUGGUGAGUGAGUCAAGGGGGCAAGAAGAGAGCGGUUUGUUUUCUUCCGAUGGCGGCCGCCUCGUCCGCGCCCUUCUUCGGGCUCGGCGACACGCAGAUGCAGCCGCCCCAGGGCCCCUCUCUGCAGCAGAACUCCGCGGCGGCCGCGCCCGGCGCCGCCGCCGCGCCGCCGAAGAAGAAGAGGAACCAGCCCGGCAAUCCAAACCCCGACGCGGAGGUGAUCGCGCUGUCGCCGCGGACGCUGCUGGCGACGAACCGGUUCGUGUGCGAGGUGUGCAACAAGGGGUUCCAGCGGGAGCAGAACCUGCAGCUCCACCGGCGCGGGCACAACCUGCCGUGGAAGCUGAAGCAGAAGAACCCCAAGGAGGCCCGGCGGCGGGUGUACCUGUGCCCGGAGACGACGUGCGUGCACCACGACCCGUCCCGGGCGCUGGGCGACCUCACCGGGAUCAAGAAGCACUACUGCCGCAAGCACGGCGAGAAGAAGUGGAAGUGCGACAAGUGCAACAAGCGCUACGCCGUGCAGUCCGACUGGAAGGCGCACUCGAAGACCUGCGGCACCCGCGAGUACCGCUGCGACUGCGGCACGCUCUUCUCCAGGAGGGACAGCUUCAUCACCCACCGUGCUUUCUGCGACGCGCUGGCUCGUGAGAGCGCGCAGAUGCCGCCAUUGGGCGCCGGCCUCUACGUCGGCUCCGGCAGCAUGAGCCUCGGGCUCUCCGGCGCCGCCGCCCAGAUGCAUGGCUUCGCGGACCAUGCCGGCCAGUCCUCUUCAGCAGCAGCAGCAGCAGCAGCCGCUCAAUUCGACCACAUCAUGCCACCGUCCUCGGGCCCCUCUUUGUUCCGUUCUCAGGUGUCGGCCUCCUCGUCGUCUUUCUUCCUCGGCGGCGGCGCUCCAUCUCCCGCUCAGGACUUCUCCGAUGACCCCCAGGGCGGUCAGGGCUCGUCUCUGCUUCACAGCAAGUCGCCCUUCCAAGGCCUGAUGCAACUCCCCGAGCAGCAGCACCAGCCGGGCAGCAGCAACGCCAACGGCAACCUCCUGAACCUCGGGUUCUUCUCUGGCAACGGCGGCGGCUCGGCCCGCGGCCAGGACGCGCGCCUUGUCAUCCAAGACCAAUUCAACGGCGGCGGCGGCGGCGGCAACGCCGAUCACAGCAGCGUGAUGGCGUCCAUGGGAAGCCACCUCAGCUGCAGCAGCUUCCCCUCUUCGCUGUACAACUCAUCUCCAUCGGCCGGCCUGGCGCAGAACUCGGCGACGGCGCUCCUGAUGAAGGCAGCCCAGAUGGGCUCGACGUCGAGCGCGCAGAACGGCCCCAGCGCGCUGCUCCGCGCCGCCGGCUUCAGCGCCGCCAGCGGCCAGGGCACUAGCAGGGCCGCAGGAGAAGGGACGUCGCACGAGGCGCACUUCCAUGACCUCAUCAUGAACUCUCUAGCGGGAGGCAGCGGCGGCGGGGGCGGCUUCUCCGGCGGCGGCGCAGGGUUCGGCGCCGUGGACGACGGCAAGCUGAGCACGAGGGACUUCCUCGGCGUCGGCAGGGGCGCGAUGGCGCCGCCCGGGCUCCAUAUCGGCGCACUGGACCCGGCCCAGAUGAAGUGAUCGAUCGAUGUGACGAUAGGAUCAGGGAGUGAACAACAACAAGAAGAACAAAACAAGGAGAAGAUGCAAGAGAACCAAGAAGUCUCAAUAAACAGACGGGCGCGUGCACGUGAAACCGAGCUUUCGCGUGCAUGGACCAUGGAGAAGGUGAGCUAAUGAGGGAUCGGAGAUACCAAGUAAACUUAAUCUAACUUCAUCAUGCAACUUGAUUUUGCUAUUCCGGUACAAUUUCGUGGAGUUUAACUUUCAAGUGCUUAGUUAAUAUAAUUAAACUUUUGGCUGGACGGAGAUGAAUCGUGGUCUCCCCUGAUGUGAAGUUCAUCAUGUGGAGGCCGGAGAGACCAGACCUGAAUCUAAGCAGGAUGUUUUGGACGUUUA